AUGCCACGCCGAACUCAUGGUACAGUCCAUCGUCUCCCAUCAAAGCGCACUAUGGAUGAAGUUCCGUCGGAUGACGAACAAGCCGUUUUAUCUUCUCAAGACUCGGACAUUUCUAGUGUACACGAAGCUGAGUCGGCUCAUGCGAAGCGCGUGCGUCUGACAAGAAGAAUAGUGCAAGAGGCAAAAAGGCAGAUUGGAUCGGAUGAGGAGGAACUCAAUAUGUAUUCUAUGAAGCUCAAAGAGGAGGCUUUAUUUGAGAAGGGAAAGCUCAUGGUGUCUAUCGCACUCAAAGUAGUCAAUUAG
Molecule: messenger RNA, 303 nt
Organism: Dicrocoelium dendriticum
Lineage: Eukaryota; Metazoa; Platyhelminthes; Trematoda; Plagiorchiida; Dicrocoeliidae
Source: the annotation of a GenBank genome assembly